AUGGUUCGUUUCCAGGAUCACAGAAUCAGCAAGCCGGUCCCUUCUCGUUUCCGCAGCAGGAACAUGAGCAACUCCGCCAGAACCACAAACAUUAAUACAAAAGUCAGCAUAUUCGCCCAUACCCACUUCUCUCCCACCGAGCCCAGUCGCUCUGUGGACGACCUCAUGGAAAUAUCCAUCCACACAGAGCGCAGAGACUCGCCGGCUCUUAUGGUGGCCUCUCUCAACUCCGCCGCUGAUGAUUGGGAGUGCAAGGACUGCAGCUGGAAACUGCGCAUGCUCGCAGGCAAGUUUAACUUGAAGUUUCAUGCAAAGCGCAAUGAAGGACCGACUUCAUCCCCAGCUGCAUAUGAGACGCUAGAUCUUGGAUCACUUGCUAUAGAUUCACCACCAACACCCCCAAGUUCUGAUUCUUCUCGAUCGUCGAGUCCUCUUCCUGACGAGAUUGUAAGUCUCAAACAUCAAACGCUAACAAACGACGCAGGCGAAGGCCAGCCCUUCUACGGAGUCCACCAAGCCCAUCUCGACCUCAGUCUCGGCGAGUCGGUCACGGUUCACAUGCGUCCAACAGAUCUCAAGCGCAACCGCUACGAGCUCAAACCCGGCACCAUCAUCUCUGCGCCUUUCCACAGCCAGUACCGCGAUAGCACAGUCUCGACGAGCAACUACAACACAGCCGUCUCUGGCUUUGGCGCCGUCUACUCCAAGUACCGCAAGAUGGUCAUCAUCGAGACCUGGGCAGACCACGUCGUCUGUCUUCCAAUGUACAGCUACAACGGCCGAGGCCUCGAGAAUCGUCAAGGCAUGCUGGACGAGUACAUCGACAUCCGUGAUGCUGACGAAGAGUAUCACGAGCCGAGUGAUACACCCCUCGAACCGCUGCUAGCUACUCGUGGUAAGGAGUGGGCUGGUAAAAACACCUUCAUCUCAGGCAGGACGGUGAUCAAGCUGACUGAGAAGACCACUCACAGCAUGUUCCAGAAGUGCUCCAUCGAGGGCAGAAUCGAGAGCAAGCACUUUCGACGAUUGUACAGGCUUUACUAUGAUUUAGUGCAGAGAAAAGUGCUGGAAUUCUUUGGUAAGCCCAUCGACUCCAUGGUCAUCAUCCCAAACUAG
This is a messenger RNA of Fusarium sp. VM40, 1116 nucleotides long. The record is from the annotation of a GenBank genome assembly. Lineage: Eukaryota; Fungi; Ascomycota; Sordariomycetes; Hypocreales; Nectriaceae.